AUGACUGUCGCAGAUUAUUUGGACAUAGCAGCCCAGAAAAGAGAAGCUAGGGACAAAGCCUUCAUCGGCGAGUGGCUGAUUCCGGAUGACGCACUUCCUCAAAAAGAUGUCAAAGAUGUCCUUACUUGGGCGAUUAACUCUGGGUACUUGGCAAAACGAGAAGUAGCCAUAACAGAAUCCACACUCGACGAACUUUCAGAGAAGAUCAAAAAUAGAGAAUGGACAGCAUACGAGGUGGCAAUGGCGUUUUGUCACAGAGCAUCUAUAGCACACCAGUUGGUUAAUUGUCUUUCUGAGGUGUUUUUCAAGGAAGGCUUGCAGCAAGCCCGAGAAUUGGAUGAAUACUAUGAGAAGACAAAUCAACUAAAAGGUCCCUUCCACGGUUUACCCAUAUCUCUCAAGGAUAACUUUAAUGUCAAAGGUCAGGCUACCACCAUCGGAUUUGUCGGGUUCUCCUUCAAUCCUGAGAAAUUUGAAUCAGAGUCUCUCCUUGUCUCAAAGCUGAGAGAGUUGGGCGCUGUCUUCUGCUUCAAGACAAAUGUACCUGUAGCUAUGAUGAUGCCAGAGUCCACUAAUCACAUUUACGGAAAUACAGUGAAUCCCUUCAAUAGAGCUACGACUAGUGGGGGUAGCUCUGGCGGUGAAUGCGCACUCGGAGCUCUACUUGGCAGAUGUUACUUAGGUCUCGGGUCAGAUAUCGGUGGAUCUUUGAGAAUCCCAGCAUCUCUGCAAAACCUGUUCACAUUACGACCCUCUUCUGGCAGAUUUACCACCUAUGGCGCGCGCUCCGGCUUGCCUGGACUCGAAUCUGUGGCUAGCGUAAAUGGUCCUAUAUCGACCACAAUGGAAAAUCUCGAGUUCUACUGUAAAAAUAUUGUCAAUCAUGGAGAGCAGUGGCUGGUCGAUUCAAAGUGCCUUGAAAUACCUUGGAGAGAGGUGAUCCUUCCUGAAAAACUUACGGUUGCUCUUUUGAAAGACGAUGGGAUAGUGAAACCAUAUCCGGCUAUCGCGCGGGCCCUCGACCAAGUUGAGCACUCGUUGAAGUUACAGGGCCAUGAAGUAAUUGGAUGGAACCCUCUUCAUCAUGAUCGCCUAACAAAGUUGAUUGGCGCUUUCUUUCUCAGUGAUGGUGGCAAACAUUGCAAAGAAUAUCUCAAUUUGACCGGUGAGCCGGUCUUCGAUUACAUGAAACCCUAUGAAAGUGCAUCCGAUCUACCGGUGUCUGAACUUUGGGAUCUCCAAACUGAGCGUACCAGACUGUGCAAUGAGUACUUAGCUCAAUGGAAUAAAACGUGCGAAAGGACGUCUUCAGGUAAGCCUAUUGAUGCUAUCAUUACGCCUGUUUCACCUUACUCUGGGGUGGGCAUAGACAAAUUCAGGUAUAUUGGGUACACUGCUGUAUUUAAUGCGUUAGACUGGGCUGCUGGCACAAUACCUGUCACCAGGGUUGAUAAAAGAAUUGACAAGAAGGACGAGAUGUACGAACCACGAAACAUGAUGGACGCAAGAACUUAUGAUGAAUACGAUGCGGAUGAAGUCGAUGGAUGUGCCGCAUCAGUCCAAAUUGUUUGCAAAAGGCUACAGGAAGAGAAGGUUGUCAAAAUGAUGAAAACUGUAUCAAGAAUUGUAGGUACUCAUGAUUAUUGGAGCUCUAGCAAGUAG
Messenger RNA from Lachancea dasiensis, 1662 nucleotides. Lineage: Eukaryota; Fungi; Ascomycota; Saccharomycetes; Saccharomycetales; Saccharomycetaceae. The record is from the annotation of a GenBank genome assembly.